CAACUCGUAAGCUGCGUGGUGUGUGGGGGGACAACACACAGCUUCUGUUCAGGGGCAGACUGCUACUUCCUUUUGCUGGACGUGCGCUUCGCACAGCUGUUUGGCUGUUAACCAGCUGCGAGUACUGGGUACGCAAACUCGAAGAUGGGACUUAAACCAAGAAAAUCGUCGUCAAAAAAUCCACCAAUCUUUAGUCAUGAAUUUUUCAUUCAAAAUCACGCAGAUAUUGUAUCUUGCGUUGCAAUGGUGUUCAUUAUUGGUCUUAUGAUACAGGUGACAUCACCGUUUGCAUAUAUGUUCAUUGCUGUUCAUCAUAAUGUAACGCAGGAGACAGAAACCCCACCUGGUGAAAUACCUGUGGUGCAUUAUACAUAUGGCUUGAAAGAUUUGUGUGCUGUUUUCUUUUACUUCCUUAUCUGCAUUGUAAUGCAUGCUAUUAUUCAAGAAUAUGUACUGGACAAAAUAAGCCGCAAAUUACACCUGUCUAAAGUGAAACACAGGGAAUUCAAUGAGUCAGGGCAAUUGAUAAUAUUCUAUCUUCUCUCAGUGCUGUGGGGUGGAGAUGUGAUAUUCAGGGAGGAGUAUUUCAUGAAUAUAUCCUUGCUGUGGGAUGGAUACCCACACAACACAAUGAUAUUCAUGUUCAAGUUUUUUUACAUUAUACAACUUUCCUACUGGCUCCACUGUUUUCCAGAGCUAUACCUGCAAAAAACAAAAAGAGAAGAUAUGCCAGCCCGUAUUAGACUGGCAAGCAUUUCUCUUGUUUACAUUCUUGCAGCAUACUUACUAAACUUCUCUCGUGUUGGAAUUUGUCUGUUAGUUCUACAUUACAGUUCUGAGGGCAUGUCACAUGCUGCCAAACUCUUGCAUUUCAUUGACAAAAGUGAAAAUGACAACACAGUUGGUUUCAUGGUUGCAAAUGUGAUGUUUGUUAUUGUGAGACUGGGUUCCAUAAUUUUAUCGGUCCUGACCUUUUGGUAUGGCCUGGCACUCAGUGACAAUCAAGGACUCGAUAUUGCGACAGGAAAUUUCAACAUACCAGUGAUUAGGAUAGCAGCAUUGGUAGCAGUUUGCACGCUACAGGCCUGGUUGAUGUGGAACUUCAUCACACAGCAGCUGAAGAAGCUGCGAGAACAGGCUGCACUGCAGGCCCCUGCACGAAAACCCAAGCAGGACAAGCGAGCUGCCAGCAAGAAGAAGAAGGAGGAGCACAAACGCAAAGAGGAAGAUGAUGAACUGCCAGAGGUGGAUCAAAAUACUAAGAAGUCACUACGAUCCAGAGCUACUGCAGUGAAGUCCAAAUGAUACAGACACCGUGGUAGAGAUAAAUCAUGAACAUCACAUUCCAUCUUGUUGAUAGCAGAAGUUUGCACACAUUUCCAUACCAUCAUAUGUCUUCAUUUGGUUGUCAGUGAGAGUUUGCACAGUUUAUGAAAGUUAACAGGUUAAAAAAAAAAAAAAAGAGCUCAGUUAUUUCCAUGGAAUCAAGCAAAGGCAGUCCUUCAUUGUUACAGAUGCUGUAUGUCUUUCACUCCUUUUCAUUCAGAAUGAAGUCACUGCCUUUUCACUUUUUUCUGCUGUAAUCAGUUUACUUUUCUGUCAGUGGCUAUGUAUAUUUGCUGGAGGAGCAUAAGAGACCUGGUUGAUUGUGAUCAUCAUUAAACUUGUUCAUUAGCAGUGAAAACUGAAUUGAAUAUGAAUUCAGUAAGUGCAAGAUAUAUCUUUAAUGAACACAUGGAACAUAACUCUAAACAUGUGUGUGAAAAUUGUUUUGUGUGGAAUUCAAGGAGCUUGCUUUUAUCUGGUUCACUAUAUAGGUUUUUGGACAAAAUUGUAUUUGUGGUUGCUACAUUUUCAGAUAGAUUUAUCUCAAAAGAUAAAAAAAAUUAAAAACAUAUUAAUGAAAUUUUGAUGUUAAUGCUUCAUGCUCAGAUCUCUGGAUUCUGCGCCUUACUAGCUACAUUGGCAACUAUUGAAAGUAGCAGUAAUGCUUUUGUUAUCAAAUGUAAUGAAAUGCUGAGGCAUAGCUGGGUGUAGUUCCUUUUGCUCUCUCCCCGCAAUAUCAUGUUUAAAUGUUUUUAUGAGCUAUUAUAUAGUUCAUAUACUGCAACUGUGGACUGUGACAUUAUAGUAGAUUUUUCAUUGGAAAUGAAUUGAAGCAAAUGUAGAACACUAGCAGGGUUAGUGUUCGAGCUAAAGUAAUGUAAUAUCAUUGUGUUUUUAUGAAUUGCAUGUAUGUUAGAUUCCUGAUAUUGAUAGCCUUUUUAAUGCUUUUAAAUAAAAUUUUUCAUGAAUGGUUUCUAUUUAACGUUUUCUUCAUUGGUGUGAAUGGAAUUGCGAGAUACAUAUCUGAAAAUUGUCUUUAUAUGGCAAUGGUGCAAUAAUGUUUCAUGUUGUGAACAUGUCUUAAAAAUUCUGUUAUAUUGAUUGUAGUUUCAUUGUAUCUAUACAGAUUCAGGCUCUCAUGACAAGCUGAAUAAAGAUGCUACUGUGUGAAUAAA
Molecule: messenger RNA, 2501 nt
Organism: Schistocerca americana (American grasshopper)
Lineage: Eukaryota; Metazoa; Arthropoda; Insecta; Orthoptera; Acrididae
Gene: TRAM
Product: translocating chain-associated membrane protein 1
Exons: 7
Coding region: 145-1305 (386 amino acids)
Biological process (GO): SRP-dependent cotranslational protein targeting to membrane, translocation; protein insertion into ER membrane
Cellular component (GO): endoplasmic reticulum membrane
Source: RefSeq, a predicted model, not a curated record